This is a messenger RNA of Styela clava, 1817 nucleotides long. RefSeq lists its product as uncharacterized. NCBI's taxonomy places the organism in Eukaryota, Metazoa, Chordata, Ascidiacea, Stolidobranchia, Styelidae. Gene Ontology annotation, biological process: G protein-coupled receptor signaling pathway. Gene Ontology annotation, molecular function: G protein-coupled receptor activity. The record is from RefSeq and is a predicted model, not a curated record. Gene Ontology annotation, cellular component: plasma membrane.
UGCUCUCUUACUGCGAGAGUCAUAAUUAUAAUAACUUAUUGGUAUCCGUGUGUUACUUGGGAAAUGACGACGAAGUACAAUGGCACGUAUGAUAUAUUUGAACAUGCUAUGUUCUUACGAAGAAGUCCUGAGUGUCUUAGUGUAAAUUUCGCGCAAAAUAAUACAUUGCGAGAAAAGUGUUGUACGAAAUAUCACAAUUUUUAUGCUGAAUAUUGGGACGACAACUACAUGAGGCUCGGAGUUUGGUUAAACUAUCUAUAUCAGUGGAAUUGCCCACAAUUUCAACAAGAAUGCAAGUCACACACUUAUAAUUUCAGUGAUUAUACAAAUAAACUUUAUCUACGUUUUUGUAAACCGAGAGAAUAUUAUGAGGAAUGUAAAAGUCAUUUUCAAGAUGCUGCUUAUAUUGAAAAAGAAUCGUUAAAUUACCCUACCUUUCCAGAGACGAUUGCUACUGGCGACUCAAAUUUUACAAAUAUAUCAAUGCACUCAGACAAUACAAAAUUGUUAAAAUAUCCAUUGGAGCCGUGUGUGCAAGCAUCGUUGGUGAAAAUUGGUAAUAAUUCCAUGCAGCUAAAUUAUGUUGAGGUAAAAGAUGUUCGUAUACCAUUUUGCAAAAUCAGCUGGUGUGCAUUCAGAUCGGAUGAUUUGAAAACAAAAGACUUGUCGUUGUCUCUAUGUAUGCCAUCAAUGUGCCAAGUAAAUCUCUACAUAUUGAUGGUCGUCGCAGGACUCAUGGGUACUCUAAUACUUCUUGCAAAUGCUAUUGUGGUUAUUGUUUUAUCCAAGAGCAUGGAUAAUAACAACAGUCAACGUAUUUAUAAAAUGUCUUUAGCUCUAUCAGAUUUUCUUGCAGGACUUGUUGUUAUGCCUUCAGUCAUAAUAAUCAUAAGGCAAAGUUUUUUUCAACCCGAAAAAAUAUAUCACUCUAUAGACGAGCAGGGAAGGAAAGUGUCUGAAAUGUCCGAAUUUCCGAUGCCAUACUGGUUUUUAAACAUGGCUGGGUUUUUUACGACUAUGUCUCUUUCUAUAUCAAUCUAUACAUUAACGUUGGCAAGUUUCGAUAGAUUGUUGGUUGUAUAUCGUCCUCUCGCAUACAACAAAUAUGAUGCGAUAAAUCGGGCCAAAACAUUGGUUGUUAUAACUUGGAUAGCUGGAUGUUGUCUUGGACUGGUGCCAUUUAUAUUCGAAGGAGUGGAUUAUUCAAUAACAGCUUCGUGGAUCGUAUUAUUUGAAGGAGAAAUUGCGUUAAUUGUCUACUCCGUAGCAUUAUGUCUUCCUUUAUUAUUAAUGUGGGGUACUACAAUUAGCACGUUGGUAUUGUUCAAGAGGAAUAAGUCAAGUUCCGGCCAGUGUCUAGAUGACCGUAAUCUUAUGAAAACAUUAUCUAUAAUGACAGGAGUUUUUUCUCUUUGUCUUGUACCUUCAUUAUUGCUCAUGCUAUGUACAUUACUUCUAGAGGGGACUGAUAUUGAUGAUCCUAGAUAUUUCAAGCACAACCAGUCGAUGGUCUUGAUAUCAAUGGAGGCAGUCACGGGAUUUAUAUUAACAUCUAAUAAUCUUUGGAAUUUUUUCAUUUAUAACAGCAAGGCUGAAUUCCGAUCACAAGUUCGACUGUUAUACCAAAGACAAUUUCAAAAGAUUCUGGGAAAAAUUUCACGCAGACAAAGCAAUUCAUCUUUUAAUUCACGAAUUGCUUCUAGACCAGUUUUAUCUCAGUAUGUCAGCAGUUACAACUAAUUGUAAACAAUCAAGAUUUCAUUGCAAUAAGUUCUCUUCAACUUGAACUUUUUAUUGGAAUAUUAUUUUUGAAUUUA